Molecule: messenger RNA, 1139 nt
Organism: Mytilus trossulus (common blue mussel)
Lineage: Eukaryota; Metazoa; Mollusca; Bivalvia; Mytilida; Mytilidae
Product: E3 SUMO-protein ligase ZBED1-like
Exons: 3
Coding region: 681-1139 (152 amino acids)
Molecular function (GO): DNA binding
Source: RefSeq, a predicted model, not a curated record
ACCAGACAUGGGGUAAUUGAAAUAUGUAAUUGUAAUUGACUGUAAUUAAUUACAAUUUAUCAUGUAAUUGAAUGUAAUGUGUAAUUGAGCAUUUUUUCAAUUACAUGUAAUUGAAUGUAAUUAAUUACAUAGCCAAAAUUGCCUGUAAUUGACAAUUACUUUUCAAUUACAAGUCAAUUACAUUUGAAAUUUUGGAUCAAAAGAUUAAAUCUUGUGUUUUCUCAAAAAAUUAUUAAAAGCAAUAAUCUUAACAAAUGUUGUAAGCUGACAAAGAAAAGCCUUCACAGUAUACUUUCUGUAUUAACACAACCAUGGUAGAUUCUUCAUUUUGUAUUGAAUGAUAAAAAAAAUGUAGACACAUGCCAUAAUUUUAAAAGAAACCACUAGGAAGUCACUGUCUUGACCUUAAUUAGUAGAUUUAGAUAGAUAUUUUAAGACAUUGAUUUAACAUAAUUAACUUUAUUCAAGGACUUAAAUAACCAAUAAAUAUAACCUCUGGCUAUUUGUUUUAUUACAAACUAUAUAAUGACUGUUUUUAUAACAGUUAUGUUAAACAGAUAUAAGGCUAAUUAGAGAGAGAUAAAUAUACCCCUAGGGCCUAUAGGUACAUGUUUAAAUUCUUGAAGGGAUAAUGCAUAUGACAAAAUCUCACUUGCAAAAUUUGUUCACUAUAUAUAUGAAUGUUGAAAGAAAACAUUUUAUCAGAUUUAAAAAUGAGCUCCAAGAGUGUACUGGAACAUUUUACUGUUCCUGAUGACUUCCAAAAUGGAAAUACUUUCAAAGGAAAAUGUAUGCAUUGUGGCACCCUCAUUAGUGGAAGUUAUAAAGUUACAUCCAACUUUGUUACACAUAUGAAGAGAAAACACAGAGAUUUGUACAUUCUGCAUUCUGAGAAUAAAGAAAUUCAACCAACAUUGACACAAUGCAUAAAAAAAAGUGUAAAAUAUUCACUGUCUGAUCCAAAACAGUUAGAAAUGACAAAUGCUCUUAUAAUGUUCAUAGCUGGGGAUCUUUUACCACUCUCUAUUGUCGAAAGUGAAGAAUUUAAAAACUUGAUGGAAAAAGCUGACACUAAGUAUCAAGUGCCUAGCAGAAAGCAUUUAUCUUCGAAACUUCUACAUGAAAAAUCGUUGACUUGA